CUAUUACCGCCAAAUUAGAACAUCGGCCGGCUGUGGCCAGAAGAGUGCACGGUGAAAGGGCAUCCACCGCCCAGCGAGGCUGGCUGCGAAACGCUGGGUCUCGCUUCCAUUUCCGUCCCUCUCAGCCAAAACUCGAUUAUUUCGAGACACCGACCCGACCUCUUCCUCCUCCUGCCCUCUCUUCCUUCCUUCAUCCCUUUGAACGUGGAAAACUUAUCAUCGCCACAGAACCCGACCAGUCACCUACCCCGUGCCGUCGUCUCCCACUCACACGGUAUCCAUCGGUCUCCCGCAUCGAUCGGUUUGCCUCUUCGAUAUUAAUCCUGCACGCUGCCUUGCGCAUCGGUCGCAUUCCACACACCUAACACAUCGACACUCGUGGCAUCCCACUACAGCUGUCGCUGAGCUGGGAACGGAAGGUCAAAGAGAGAGCAAGUUGAAACGGAGCGCCCGGUUUGACAGGCAAAAGGUUUGAGAUACCUCAAGGUGCUUUUUUCCGCAAGAACCACCCGACCCUUCUGCCUUGACUCCCGUCACCCACCACCUCCAUCACCACCUACCUCACCUACCUGCCUCACCUACUGCUUCACCUUGCCUUUAUCAGCACACUCACACAACACCUCCUCUACUACUUCACUUGCACUUCACCCGCAGCCCGUCGCGCCUCCAUCACAGUCUCCGUCAGUUCGCCACAGUGCUUUGUAGCUUGUCGCGCAGCACCGAUUGAGUUGGCACUGGAUCACACACUCCAUCUUUGCACGCCCUCUCAAGCCACAACGUCCCCUUGUUUUGACAAGCCAUCAUCACCCAACCCGAACUCCUUAGCUUCAGUCCGUCCCGGCCCAAGUCAAGCCUAUCCUCAGUUCACGGCCCAGUCCAGUCCCGCCCCCGCCACUACACCUAGCCCGUUUUCUUCGAAAACCCUUUCAGGUGUAGAUAACAACAUAAAAUAUUCAAUUGAAUACCUUCGAGAAUCCGACAUUGAGCAAACGGCUUGCUCUCCAAAGUGAAACAAGAGUCAUCCUCCUCCCCCUUAAACAAAAAGAGAUCACUUAAUUAGGUAUUUCACCAUGUCCGCCUCUCCCCAGCCAACACAGUCCACCAAGCGUCCUCUCGAGGACACGUCGUCCCCCUCCCGCAACGACCAGCCCGAGGCCAAACGUCCGGCUCUGGACAAGGUCAUCAAGGAGCAGCAGGAGGACAACAAGGCCGACCCCAUCUCUUUUUUGAACGACGAGACCGCCUCCUCCGUCCCGGCCUCUGAGGCCAACGGCACGGCGAAGACGAACGGCGAAAAGCCCGAGGCGACGGACCAUCAGGGUGACACCGUCGUCCCCGAUGCUCCGGAAACAAAGCCCACCACCAGUACCACGGUGGAUACCGCCUCGUCUGAGGCACAGGCGAACCCCCCUGCAGAGUCUCGUGAUGAGACUGCCUGGAUACACAUCCGCGCCGUUAUUUCAAGUCCCGAAGCCGCGACUAUAAUCGGGAAAGGCGGCGAGAAUGUGUCCAAGAUCAGACAAUCGUCAGGAGCCAAGUGCACUGUCAGUGACUAUCAGAAGGGCGCCGUUGAGCGUAUUCUGACUGUCAGCGGUGUUGUUGAUGCUGCUGCAAAGGCCUUUGGCUUGAUUAUCCGCACCCUCAACAACGAGCCGUUGUCUGAGCCCUCCAACCAGCACUCCAAGACCUAUCCUCUGCGUCUUCUGAUCCCCCAUGUUCUGAUCGGCUCCAUCAUUGGGAAGGGCGGGUCUCGCAUCAAGGAGAUCCAAGAAGCUUCUGGUGCGCGCCUGAACGCUUCUGACUCCUGCCUCCCCGCGUCUUCGGAGCGUUCUCUGGUCGUCACGGGCGUUGCUGACGCUGUACACAUCGCCACAUACUAUGUCGGUAGCACCCUUUUGGAGCAGCUCAACGAGCGCUUUGGCGGGGCUGCUGCCUCUGCCUACGCUACCCGCAGCGGCGGUCCUGCUGCCGUCACAGGUGGCAUGACUGUCGUCCCAUACGUCCCUCAACCCGCCGGCGGAAACUUUGGUCAGCGCGACCACUACAACAACCGCCGUCCGGACCCUAGAGCCCACCACAUGCCGCCCCAGACCUACGGUGGCGCGCCUCAAUAUGGCGCUUAUCCUCAGGCGGCACAUCCUGGCCCCGCGGUCCCAAUGCACUUUGCUGGUGCUCAGGCUGCUGGGGGUUACGGACCUGCCGCCCCCCACAUGCCACCCCAUGCCGGACACGCCGGACAUGUUGGGCCCCAGCCCCACACCGGCCCUCACGGUCCGCAGGCAGCUGGCUCUGGUGGCGCGGCCGGUGGACCUAUGACUCAACAAAUCUACAUCCCCAAUGACAUGGUUGGCGCCAUCAUCGGCAAGGGUGGCCAGAAGAUCAACGAGAUCCGUCAGAUCAGCGGCAGCGUCAUCAAGAUUAACGAGCCACAAGACAACAGCAACGAGCGUCUUGUCACGAUCACUGGUACCGAUGAAUGCAACAAGAUGGCGCUAUACAUGCUCUACACUCGUCUUGAAAACGAAAAGCACCGGAUGUAACCGAACGAAACGAGUUUUUAACACAGGUCCGGUCGAUGGCACCAAACGAUAAUUCCCCUAUUCCUUUCGACUUUUGGACGGCGUUGGGGGUGUUGGGAGAAGGGUGGAAAAGCUUUGGCAUCUCGUACAGUUUCUGCCCGGAAAAUAUUUUCUGAGGGGUUUUGUUCAUUUAUAGUUCACGGACCCGAGGUUUGAUAAUGAUCGCUUUUAUUUCCCACCUUCCCUGCCUGCCCUCUUGAGCACGCUUCCCUGCCUCGCUUCCCCGUGGUGCCUUGCCCAGAACUGCCCAAACAUGCUCUGUCCUUCACCGUUCCCUUUUGGAACGCCAACCCUGCUCCUCCUGAUCGUGCCCGCAUCCAACAUCUCUCUUCCUGAGCGACACACCCCAUAAUCGCAUCCCGUCCGACGGCACCACCAUCUCCUCCCACCUACCCGGACCCUAACCAAUCUCAAUCUUUGCGAGCACCAGCCUUGUAGGGCAACAGGUUGACAGUUGUGUUGUUUACCUUGCUGCGCACCCACCAUCCGAGCCAGUUUCACCAUUCCGUUCCAAUGCUCAUCAACACACCACGCUCCCCACAGCAAAAACCAGCAUGUGGAAGAGAAGACGCCGGUAUCACCACAUUGUGUAAGUUAACAAGCUAGGUGGUUUGUAGAGGAUGUGCUUCUUUGUGUAUUGGAAAUGUCUAGCAAGCACCGCCUCUGAAGCACUUUACGGCUUUGGUAUUACUUGGUGGCUUGAUCAAGAGGCGGGUAAUUAUUAGUUAAUAUGAAUCAAAACAAGGCCCUGUUCAGGCAAUCAACCCUUUCCUGAUUUCAAGACCGC
Messenger RNA from Podospora bellae-mahoneyi, 3366 nucleotides. RefSeq names its product PAB1 binding protein (gene PBP2). The transcript has 5 exons. Gene Ontology annotation, cellular component: cytoplasm; nucleus. Gene Ontology annotation, biological process: regulation of gene expression. Gene Ontology annotation, molecular function: mRNA 3'-UTR AU-rich region binding. The record is from RefSeq and is a predicted model, not a curated record. The coding region runs from base 1071 to 2540 and encodes 489 amino acids. Lineage: Eukaryota; Fungi; Ascomycota; Sordariomycetes; Sordariales; Podosporaceae.